This is a messenger RNA of Brassica napus (rape), 1948 nucleotides long. RefSeq lists its product as uncharacterized. The record is from RefSeq and is a predicted model, not a curated record. The transcript has 2 exons. Bases 1213 to 1581 code for a protein of 122 amino acids. NCBI's taxonomy places the organism in Eukaryota, Viridiplantae, Streptophyta, Magnoliopsida, Brassicales, Brassicaceae.
GACCGAGCGGGACGGACGCUCGGUCGCUACGUAGCGACCGGACAGCGUGCAUGUGCGGUAGUAGCGUAAUGACCGAGCUUGGUUCGUCCGUGUUCCGAUCGUCAUACUCGGACCUAUCCGUAACUGGUCUGGGUAUGUGUCCGAUGGCUUAUUUUUGAUCUAAACAGAAUUCGAACGAAAUUUUAUCUUGGGAACAUACGUUGGGACGUUCUCUUGAUCGAACAUGAUUUGUUGCGAAAAGACAUACUUGUAUUUUGCGGGGAUUUGGACGUUAACUUCGUCGUAAUCAUUUUCGACCCCAACAGCCGCCAUUGACGAGCUCGAGAUGACAGAAGACGAACUCAGAGCCGCCAUUGACGAGCUCGGGACGACAGAAGACGAACUCGGAACCACCAUUGACGAGCUCGGGACGACGGGUGAUGAGCUCAGCUCCUCCUUCAACGAGCUCAGCCUCUUCUUUCUUACACCUCAAACCCACAACCAAAACCCCUCUUUUAAAAAAAAAAAAAAGUGUCGGCAUGGAGAUAAAGAAAGGAGGAGGACCACCCAAAAAUAAAAUAAAAAAUAAAAAUACAAAUGAAAAGAUAAGAAAGAGAGAGAAGGAACUACACCAAAAAAAGAAAAAAGACACAAAAGAAUUGUUUUUUACCUUGCGUCCAAGUGGGGGACAAGAACUAAAAAAAAAACACAAAAGAAAUUGUCAGGCUCUAUUUCCCGACAAUUCCCGAGCCUGAUCUGAUUUUCUCAGACAGAAGAUUCCAGAAGAAUUCUCCAAGACUCGACACUUGGCGAACUGUGGGGGGGGGGGACAAUUGUUGGAAAUGGAAUUAGCACAUGCCCAUUAAGAGCUAAGCCCAAAAUCAGGUCCGGCCCGUUGAACAACAAUUGAUGAUUUCACUAGAAGACAAAACGUACAUCACUAUAAAUAGAAGACGUCAGACUCAUUGAAAUGACAGUCAGAAACGUACAGAAAGUACUGUAAAGGAGAGCAUCGCCUCUUCAUCACAGACAAAGUCUUGGACGACCUCGACCACUAGGCGAGCUCGGCCCAGACGACCUCAGACCAUAAAAUAGAAAGAUACUUGUUUAUACGAAUUGUUUAGACGAGCAUCUUUAGUUCUUGUAAUUGACCGAGCUUGUUUAUUCUUGACUAUUAAUACGAAAAUCUCCACCCAUUUAUAUCAUUUAUAAAUAUUACAUCAUCGACAAGAUAUGGAAACAACAGGCGUCAAGUUCUUGGGCAAUCAGCUGAGUUUCUGCAGGCCUCAUUGUGACCUGCGUUGGACUAAUAUCCGAACACCUUUUGAGUCAUGGGAUAGGUCAAAUCUCAUUUAUUCCAAGAAAGACGAGAGAUUCUACUUGCUUGCCCCCGGAGGCAAGUACCUGUGCUCAUGGGAUCUAAACUUCAAGAAAGAUAACAAGCCUAAGUUCCUUGAGUUGGUGUUGCACAACAUUCCCAAUCUGCCAAGUUCCCUGUGGAAGCGGUUGGAUUCCCUUUGCAGGGAGGACCACUGGGUGGAGUCACCUUCUGGCGAAUCUUUCCUUGUCAAAUGGUACUCCGAAUACACACCUCAAGGGUAAUGGUGUUUAGAGAGGAGGAUACAAUAUGUGGGAAGAGAAACAUGCGUUAUACAGAGGAUAUUGGAGAUCUCUGCAUUUUCAUUUCAAAAGGUGAGGACAUCUGCGUUGAGGCUAGAUCUAACAAGCUCAAACCUAACUCCAUCUUGUUAAAUGGUCGCUUGUUUGCUACGAUUAAUAACACCAACAAUACUUUCGGUUGCUAUGAAUAUCCCGAAGGUACACCAGACAAGAUUCCUUACUCCCCUUACUGGUUUCCUCCGUUUUCGAGCUAGCUAGUGCUCUCCUUGCUUCAUUCGUGUCAUUUGUUCUGUCAUGUUUUGUGGUCUGGAUUGCUAAGAUCUAAUUCAGUAUCAUCUAUUUUCCUUUA